AUGGCGCCGGGCACUCUCCGUGUCGCCCACUCCAGAUUUGGGGCCGGCCACACGCUGACCCUGCGGGUGCCCGCGGCGCGGCCCGGGCCAGCUGUGGCCUUCCUGACUGAGACGUUCCCCGGAGCUGAGCUCCGAGAGGCGCACGGCAGCCGCCUGUGCUUCCAGCUGCCGCCGGGAGGGCCCUGCUCCCUGGCUCGAGUCUUUGGAGAGCUGGCAGCCCGCGGCAGGGAGCACGGUGUGGAGGAGUUCUCAGUGAGCCAGACCACCCUGGAGGAGGUGUUCCUGUACUUCUCCAAGGACCAGGGAGAAGAGGAGGGGGAGAACAAGGAGGAGGCAGUAGUGGGGGCAGGCCCUGCACCAGGCCUCCAGCACCCCAAACUCAUCACCCAGGUCCUGGACAGCCCCAGUACGACUGAGACUGUGCUCUGAGCCUCACUCCCCUUUGCACCAAGGACCUGGAGCGGGAAGCGGGAACUCGGUUCCCUGGGCUGCCAGAGACAGAAGUCCCGGGAGAAAUAAAGAGCCUUGGUGGUGAAAGAG
Messenger RNA from Condylura cristata (star-nosed mole), 540 nucleotides. Its product is annotated as ATP-binding cassette sub-family A member 7-like. NCBI's taxonomy places the organism in Eukaryota, Metazoa, Chordata, Mammalia, Eulipotyphla, Talpidae. The record is from RefSeq and is a predicted model, not a curated record. The transcript has 3 exons. The coding region runs from base 1 to 429 and encodes 142 amino acids.